AUGUCGACCGAAGAGACGAAACAGUCGAUUCGAGUGAAGGAAAAAAGAGAAAAACGAAGAGCGACACCCCGCAAACCCAAGCUGAACGAAGAGAGAAAAGGCGCGGGCUGGUCGGGAGAAGGGGACCACAGCACCCCCCUCUACGCGAUUGCCCCGCUCUCUCGUCGCACCGCCUCGUACGCGCCCCAACGAAACAUUCGGUGCAAGGCACGUGACGUCACGUACCACCCCACGAGCUUUUCGUCCCCGCCGGCUCCCAAAGUCGCGAAUGCACUUUGA
Molecule: messenger RNA, 279 nt
Organism: Bursaphelenchus okinawaensis
Lineage: Eukaryota; Metazoa; Nematoda; Chromadorea; Rhabditida; Aphelenchoididae
Source: the annotation of a GenBank genome assembly